Kluyveromyces lactis is the source of this 477-nucleotide messenger RNA. It is a transcript of the gene DIF1, whose product is annotated as Dif1p. The record is from RefSeq and is a predicted model, not a curated record. Gene Ontology annotation, cellular component: nucleus; cytoplasm. The transcript has a single exon. Bases 1 to 477 code for a protein of 158 amino acids. NCBI's taxonomy places the organism in Eukaryota, Fungi, Ascomycota, Saccharomycetes, Saccharomycetales, Saccharomycetaceae. Gene Ontology annotation, molecular function: ribonucleoside-diphosphate reductase inhibitor activity.
AUGACAGUGUCUAGCCAGUCACCAGUCAAGAAACAAUUACACAAUGCCAUACAGCCAAGCAACGGUCAAUACGAAUACCAUGACAAGUUGUCUACUCUGGGUAUGAGAAUUAGACAGGCUGUCGAUAACGGUUACCAAGGGGUUUCCGUACACAACACCGCUAAUAACACCAUUGCUGCCACAAGUGGCAGUAACGGUUCCAAUAGCAGUAUAAAUGGAGCAGGGUUCUCUAAUAUCUGCGUACAGGACAACACAAGGUUUACCAUUCCAGAAUACAAAAGAGUCGCUUUGGCUAAACAACCACCAAUGUUGGUGAACCAAAGAACUGUGUCGAUGAAUUCAAACCUGGAACAAUGGGAACAAAAUUUGGAUCAAAGACUCUCGAGCAUAGAUGACGAUAUCAUGAGAAAUAAACUUGGUGCAAGUGACUUUUUGUCCGGAGCUUCCAAGAGAAGUUUCGACGAUUUGGAAUUUUGA